AUUAACAGGUCUGCAUACAUUAAAACACCUCCUUAAAUCGCAAUCUCUUUGUCUUCCUUCUCUCACUCCCAUCCUCCAUGAAAGCUCUGCUUGAGCUUCGGUUCUUACACCUUCUUGCUAUUUCCAAUUCUCUUAGCAGUGAGAGCCGAGGGAAAAAAAAUCUGGCAAUCAUGUCCAAUUUUAGGCGACUGGGUAUCAUGAAAUCUUCUAUCUUCACCAUCUCGUUCGCUGCACUCUUCUUUGUUGUUCUCUUCGCCGUCGGUGCUCGCUGCAAUCUCUUCCUCCAUUCUACCACCUCGAGAACAAUAAGAGACGCCCUGGUGUUCCCUUCCAAUAAACCCCAAAGAAAAUUCAAGCCAUUUUCUUCACCUGUACCACUGCUUUUGGUGAAAGAAGAGGUCAAUGAGUCUUAUAUUGAAUACUCUCUUACCAAUAUUACAGAGCAGCAAAGAAAGACGUGGUCCCAGAAUAAAUCGCUCGAGUUUGAAAUGUUUCAAUCAACUGAUUUGGCCCGGCAAUUUUCCAGGCGAGUUCAGGAAUUCUUCAAAAGUGGGUGCGAAGUGCAAUUCUUCAUGACAUGGAUUUCACCAGCGAAAUCCUUCCGUAGAAGAGAAUUCUUUGCCCUGGAGAGCCUCUUCAAAGCCCAUCCCAAUGGAUGCUUGAUCAUUUUAUCUAGAACCCUGGAUUCCAGACAUGGGAAACGCAUUCUGGAACCUCUACAACAUGGUGGUUUCAAAGUUCUUGCAGUUACACCGGACUUACCAUAUCUGUUUGAGAACACACCAGCUAUUGCUUGGUUUGAUGAGAUUAAGAAUGGGAGAAAGGAUCCUGGUGAAAUCCCACUAGCUCAGAAUCUUUCCAAUCUGCUUAGACUGGCGGUUCUAUACAAGUAUGGAGGUAUUUACUUGGACACAGACUUCAUAGUCCUGAAGAAGCUUUCUGGUUUGAGGAACUCAAUCGGGGCACAGAGCAUGGAUGAAACAGGAAACUGGACUCGACUUAACAAUGCUGUUCUGAUUUUUGACAAGAAUCACCCACUUCUGUUAAAGUUCAUAGAGGAAUUCUCCCUCACUUUUAAUGGAAACAGAUGGGGGUACAAUGGGCCAUACCUGGUCUCGAGGGUGAUUGAGAGGAUGCAGAAGAAAAAUCCUGGGUAUGAGCAUAACUUCACUGUAUUGCCACCAAUGGCCUUCUAUCCAGUUAGUUGGAAUCGGAUAGGUGGAUUUUUCAAGAGGCCGGAGAAUCCAGCGAUGUCAAGAUGGAUAUCUACCAAGCUGCGUCAAUUAAGUGGGGAGACGUUUGGGCUUCACCUUUGGAACAAACAGAGUGGAAGAUUAAGGAUUGAAGAAGGGAGCAUCAUCGGAAAACUCAUCUCAGACCAUUGUGUUAUAUGUGAUCAUUUGUAUAGUGCUUGAAUAGGCUCCAUGAGUUGGGAUAACAGCGAAGGUGCUUUCAGCUAGUUGGGUGAAAUAUGCAGAGCUAACUUGUGCAAUAGGCAAGAUAGCACACGCUCGAAAUGGAGGGAGUGUCACAGGUGGUGAUCUCAAACCAUUUCAUUGUUUCGCAAACGUAUGUAAAACGAUCAGAUACACUCUCUGAAUUCGUCCCAACUAUUCGCCAUGUGGAUUGUAUAGCAGAAAAACUGUCGAGUUAAGCGGGUGAUUUUUAUUAAGUGAACCUCUGGAUUGAGAAGUGAACAACAUAUCAUGUGCAGAUUGAUUAGGAACAUUUGUGUUCUCCAUGAAUAAACCGGUGCCUCAAUAAGCUCCUUAGUUUGCCGGUUGCAGAUUAUUUUGUAAGUAUUUAUUGUUUUUACCGAAUGUAAAAUAUGUAUGUUAUUUUACAAAGCAUUUUCCUAAACAGAAGGAUUGGAUCAAAUGUAACUACAAUGUAUACUUUUAUCGAUUCAGUGAAAGUGUUUUAUCCUGAAGUUUUAAAAGUUCAUCAAUUGAACCAGUGACUUGAGAUUGAUCUCAAAACCUUCUUCAACACUUCACGAUCCUU
Messenger RNA from Nelumbo nucifera (sacred lotus), 2004 nucleotides. RefSeq lists its product as uncharacterized. NCBI's taxonomy places the organism in Eukaryota, Viridiplantae, Streptophyta, Magnoliopsida, Proteales, Nelumbonaceae. The record is from RefSeq and is a predicted model, not a curated record.